UACGGCCAAAACCAAACGGAAUGGAAAAUAUCCGAAAAACAGGAGCUAAUAAGCUUAUGCCACGCUUCCCCCACCUUAUCCAGCCUCUAAAACCCUGCAAAACACGUCGCACUGUGCAAAACCCUCCAUCAAUGGCGGACCAAACCCAAGCCCAUGAUCACGCUGCCAUUUCUCUAUACUAGUUUGCACUGAAAACCAUCUCAACGUUUUUAUCAAACUAAUUUAGUUAUGGAACUUUCUUCUUAUUCUUCCUUCAUACAUCUCCAGAAACCAUGCUCAUCCCCCUCUUGUAGCAAUUACUCUUUCUCAUCCUCCUUCUCUCCCUUUCCAAUCCAAAUUCGACAAAACAACCACAAAUUCACAAACCCCACAUCGCAAAAUUUUCGAAUUCUUGCUGUCGCUGUGGACCCACAAAAAGAACUCCCCGAAAACAGUCCCCAGAGACUCCUCAAAGAGCUCGCGGAGCGCAAAAGAGUUACUUCACCGAAGAAGAAGGUACCUCCAAAGAGAUUCAUACUCAAACCACCAUUGGAUGACAAAAAGCUAGCGCAGAGGUUUCUUAAUAGCCCCCAAUUGUCUCUUAAAUCAUUUCCUUUGCUGAGCUCUUGCUUGCCUUCUUCGCGGCUCAACAAUGCCGAUAAGACUUGGAUUGACGAGUAUUUGCUUGAGGCCAAACAAGCACUUGGGUACCCGCUGGAGCCGUCCGAUAGGUUAGGGGAUGAGAACCCGGCGAAGCAAUUCGAUACCCUGUUGUACUUGGCGUUUCAGCAUCCCUCUUGUGAGAGAACGAAUGCCCGGCACGUGAGGUCGGGGCAUUCGAGGUUGUGCUUUCUGGGUCAGUAUGUGCUUGAGUUGGCUUUCGCUGAGUAUUUCUUGCAGAGGUAUCCGAGGGAGGCUCCUGGUCCGAUGAGAGAGAGAGUUUUUGCGUUCAUUGGGAAGAGGAAUAUGCCCAAGUGGAUUAAAGCUGCUAGCUUGCAGAAUCUGAUAUUUCCUUAUGAUGAUAUGGAUAAGAUGGUUAGGAAGGACCGGGAACCACCUGUGAAGUCUGUUUUCUGGGCCCUAUUUGGAGCAAUCUAUUUGUGUUUUGGUAUGCCAGAAGUAUAUCGUGUUCUUUUUGAAGUAUUUGGAAUGGACCCAGAAUCUGAAGAUAGCCAGCCAAAACUGAGGAGACAACUUGAAGAUGUUGAUUAUGUUUCUGUUGAAUUUGAAGGCAACAAACUUAGCUGGCAAGAUGUAGCUGCCUACAAGCCUCCAGAAGAUGCUCUUUUUGUGCACCCUAGGCUUUUCAGGGCUUGUGUUCCACCAGGCAUGCAUCGAUUCAGAGGAAAUGUAUGGGACUAUGAUAGCAGACCUCAUGUCAUGCGAGCACUUCGAUAUCCCUUGGAAAUGACAGAUAGAAUACCAGAAAUUACAGAAGCCAGGAACAUUGAACUUGGACUUGGGCUCCAGCUAUGUUUCUUGCAUCCAUCAAAGUAUAAGUUUGAGCACCCACGGUUUUGCUAUGAGCGUUUAGAAUAUCUUGGCCAAAAGAUCCAGGACCUUGUAAUGGCUGAAAGGUUGUUGAUGAAGCAUUUAGAUGCUCCAGGAAAGUGGAUACAGGAGAGGCACCGCCGUCUUCUCAUGAACAAGUUCUGCGGUAGGUAUUUGAGAGACAAGCGACUCCAUCAAUUUAUCAUCUAUUCCGAAGAGGUUCAAGAUAAAUACGAGCACAACCGGCGACUGAGAAAUCCUGCCACAACAGCUGUUCAACAAGCCCUUCAUGGGCUCUCAUACACUGUAUAUGGGAAGCCAGAUGUUAGGCGCCUCAUGUUUGAGGUUUUUGAUUUUGAGCAAAUCCAACCUAAAGCUGUAUGAAGAAAUGAAACGAAUAUGGAUCUCAGAUUGCCAGCAAUAUAUUGAUGGAAAAGCAUUCUUUCUCA
Messenger RNA from Ziziphus jujuba (common jujube), 1919 nucleotides. RefSeq names its product ribonuclease III domain-containing protein RNC1, chloroplastic. Gene Ontology annotation, biological process: rRNA processing; regulation of gene expression. The coding region runs from base 229 to 1854 and encodes 541 amino acids. Lineage: Eukaryota; Viridiplantae; Streptophyta; Magnoliopsida; Rosales; Rhamnaceae. The record is from RefSeq and is a predicted model, not a curated record. Gene Ontology annotation, molecular function: ribonuclease III activity; double-stranded RNA binding. Gene Ontology annotation, cellular component: nucleus. The transcript is spliced from 5 exons.